ACAAGCAAGCAUUGACAUCUCCCGUCUGUGAGUGCCCUUGCUUGUGAGCACCGGCCGGCCUCAAGUUCUUGCGCGUCCCAGGAAGGAAGAGAUGGCCUCGCUGCCUCUCGGCAGCACUGCGGGUGUCGUCUGCGACCAGCUUUUGGUAGAAGCCAAUGGCUAUGCGCGGACACUGAUUUUGAACCGGCCAGAGCAGCUGAAUGCACUCUCCUCCGCAAUGAUUAAGGCACUCUUGAGGUGUUUCACUACUUAUGAGAAAGAUGAUGGAGUUAAAUUGUUGAUAAUGAAGGGGAAAGGAAGAGCAUUUUGCUGUGGAGGUGAUGUUACUGCAUCUAUACAGUCAAUACAUAAUGAGGGCUGGAAAUGGGCUGCUGAUUUCUUCCGAAAUCAGUAUUUGUUAGACUACAUAAUUGCAACUUACACCAAACCUCAGGUUUCUCUUCUAACUGGAAUUGUCAUGGGUGGGGGUGCUGGUGUUUCUUUACAUGGAAGAUUUCGAGUUGCCACUGAUAAGACGGUUUUUGCAAUGCCAGAAACAGCUCUGGGUCACUUUCCGGAUGUUGGGGCCACAUAUUUUCUCUCUCGGCUGCCUGGGUUCUACGGAGAGUAUGUUGCUCUUGUUGGUGCUAGAUUGGAUGGUGCGGAAAUGCUUAAGUGUGGUCUGGCAACUCAUUUUCUCCGGUCAAAUAACCUGCUAUUGCUGGAAGAAUCUCUUAAAAAGGUUGAUACUUCCGAAACUUUAGCUGUGCGUCGUAUUAUUGAUCAAUUUGCUGAGCAGCCAUCACUGAAAGAAAACAGUUCCUUGAAUCGGUUGGAAAUCAUCAACAAAUGUUUUUCCAAAAGGACAGUUGAAGAAAUUAUAUCUGCUCUGGAGCAAAGGGCCUCAAAUUUGGCUGAUGAAUGGGUUGCUGCGACAAUCCAGUCCUUGAAAAAGGCUUCUCCUACUAGUCUAAAAAUCGCCCUGAGAUCGAUAAGAGAAGGGAGAACACAAACUAUUGGGGAGUGUUUGCGUCGGGAAUAUAGAAUGGCUUGCCAUGUUGUGCGAGGCGACUUCAGCAGAGACUUCUUUGAGGGAAGCAGGGCUAUACUGAUAGAUAAAGAUCAAAAGCCAAUGUGGAUGCCUCCAAGGCUGGAACAAGUGCACGACGAGGCAGUUGAACAAUAUUUCUCCAGAAUUGAUGAUCCACAGUGGGAAGAUUUGAACCUACCUACCAGACAUUCCCAUGGAAGAAAUAUUGAGUCCAAGCUUUGAAUGAAGAUUUGAAGUGUUGAACGGAGCCUCGGUGAUGGUCAGAAUAAAACAUCUCUUAAAGUUUGUGUAGACUGCAUACUACUGAUAAAAUGUAACUAAAUAUGCCUUAUAUGUCAACUUUUAUCACAGUAGAAACUCUUUGCUAUUUAUCUAUACACGAAGUUGUACACAUUUUAGAAUAAUUACG
Molecule: messenger RNA, 1439 nt
Organism: Panicum hallii
Lineage: Eukaryota; Viridiplantae; Streptophyta; Magnoliopsida; Poales; Poaceae
Product: 3-hydroxyisobutyryl-CoA hydrolase 1-like
Exons: 14
Coding region: 92-1252 (386 amino acids)
Biological process (GO): L-valine catabolic process
Molecular function (GO): 3-hydroxyisobutyryl-CoA hydrolase activity
Source: RefSeq, a predicted model, not a curated record